Messenger RNA from Chaetomium globosum CBS 148.51, 252 nucleotides. RefSeq lists its product as uncharacterized. Bases 1 to 252 code for a protein of 83 amino acids. Gene Ontology annotation, biological process: mRNA splicing, via spliceosome; spliceosomal snRNP assembly. Gene Ontology annotation, cellular component: U4 snRNP; U2 snRNP; U5 snRNP. The record is from RefSeq and is a predicted model, not a curated record. Gene Ontology annotation, molecular function: RNA binding. NCBI's taxonomy places the organism in Eukaryota, Fungi, Ascomycota, Sordariomycetes, Sordariales, Chaetomiaceae. The transcript has 3 exons.
AUGGCGCCUGCACAACCAGAACUCAAGAAGUACCUCGACAAGCGUCUGUUCGUCCAACUGAACGGCAGCCGCAAGGUCCUUGGCGUCCUCCGUGGAUACGAUGUCUUUCUCAACAUUGUGCUAGACGACGCCGUCGAAGAGAAGGACAAUGGGGAGAAAGUAAAGCUUGGCAUGGUGGUCAUCCGCGGAAACUCAGUUGUCAUGCUGGAGGCCCUCGAGAGGAUUGGCGGCGAUGAUCGGGGCGGUCGCUAA